Molecule: messenger RNA, 789 nt
Organism: Aureobasidium vineae
Lineage: Eukaryota; Fungi; Ascomycota; Dothideomycetes; Dothideales; Saccotheciaceae
Source: the annotation of a GenBank genome assembly
AUGUCUCAGCCAGAACCCCAGAAGAUGAUUCCGACUCCGAAAACAGACGUGAUGAUGAGGCCACGCUCUCCUCGACCCGUCUUCCCAAACAAAGACCAGCGCACAAGACUACGGGCACGUAGCCAGAUCAGGCCAAUCACAGACCGCAGAAUCCUAAACUACUAUUGCUUUCCGAACCUCGCAGAUGAACUCCACGAAAUCGUCGAGGCUGGCGGCUCUUUCAGUGGAUCAGACACGGACGAGGACUCGGACUACGAACUACCACCCAUGACCAUCCACCGAGAAGGAAAUGACCUACCCAAAACACGAAUCAAGUGGUACAGCGAAGGCGAGAAGUGUGCUGCCAGAGAGUUGGAAAAGCUGCCUCGAGACACAGCAUUCUUGGAUGAUAGAGACGAAUGGUUUGGAUUCAUGGUUAUACCCAAAGACGAGUCUGCGUCCGAGGAUGAUGCUGAAUUAGACUCUCCUUCCCGACAACUCAGGGAAGAGCUGUCUCAAAUGUCGCAAUCGGAGUCCCCGUAUGUGGAUGAAGAUGAUGACAGUCAACCCAUCAUUACACCAACUCACGACAAGGUGAUGCUGUUCGUCACCAGAGAGGUCGCGCCCACUCCUGCGGAAUUGAACAGACUGUCGCCCGGUUCUACGAGGGUGCCCGAGUCAUACUACAGAGAUGUUGAACAGGAGCAUGAGCGUAAGCGUAAGCGCGAGCGAGACAGCCUGACGACAUUCAAGAUCUAUCGUACAGCAACCGGCUUUACCAGAGAAGAGAUACCUCCAGCCGUACUAUAG